AUGUCUCAAAUCAUUCUGCAAGAAGACAAGAUGGCUCGCCCUGCCUUCCUCUCUAGGAUGUUUUCUUCUAAAGGCCGAUUCUACCGUACCCUGCCGCCAAGGGCUGCUGUCGCUGUCGCAGUCAACAGUGAAAACUCCAGCAUGACCUUGAAAACAUUCAUCUCAGUCUUCAACUCAUCUCAAAUCUGCAGAAUCACUCUCAAGAACAGACUCAGACAGAUCAUCAUCCAAGGCGCGUCAAAGGCCUGGAAUCCAUCAUCCUGCUCGAUCAGCCCGCGCAACCUGUUCAAACAAGACUUCAAGCCCGCCGAUCCAGCUUCACCAGCUUCACCAGCUUCACGUCUCUUCUCUCACGCCUCUCUGCCUCACUCUGUCACCUAUUCACUGCACUCAGUCCAAAUCUCCUUGUCGGCAUUCCUUUCAGACACAGAAACCUCUUCCUCGGCAACCACCCAAUCAAACAUCUCCGACACAGCUUCCUCUCCAGCCAAAAUGUGCUACAAAUACAAGUGCGACGCCUGCAAGAAGGCGAAAUACGACUACUGCCAAGACUACGUCCAGAACGAGGGCGCUCGCAAUGGCUGCAACGCCAUUGUGGAGGAGAAGCCCUGGGGCGGCAAGCUUAAACGCUGCCAGGCCUGCACGACAAUCACUGGCGCCAUCAAGGAGUUGAAGGCGCUUGUUUUCCGCGAGCCAUGGCUCGUGACCGAGGGCAUGGCGGGCGCGCCAGAGAAGGCCGCCUGGGAGAAGGAGGGGGAGGAGGGGGAAGAAGAGGAGGGAGCCGUCGGGGGUGUUGUCGUCGACGACGACGAUGACACCCCUGACGGCUACACAAGGGAGGAACGGGCUCGGAUUCGGCGUGAGGCCGAGGAGGCCGUCAUGCGUCGCUGGGGGCUGUUGAGGGCGGAGCAGGCCGGAGAGGAGGAAGCCGACAAGGCUGAAUAG
Messenger RNA from Fonsecaea multimorphosa CBS 102226, 945 nucleotides. RefSeq lists its product as uncharacterized. The record is from RefSeq and is a predicted model, not a curated record. The coding region runs from base 1 to 945 and encodes 314 amino acids. Lineage: Eukaryota; Fungi; Ascomycota; Eurotiomycetes; Chaetothyriales; Herpotrichiellaceae. The transcript has a single exon.